ACUUCUUUUACCGUGGACUAGAGGAUCUCGCGUCCACGACCUGGAAUUGUGCGAGCACGUCGAGGUAACCCUGACGGUCGCGUUUGAUUGAGCGAGUCUGUUUGAGUGGAUUUUGUGUGUGCGGCAAAGCAAGGCGGCAAAAAAAAGGUGUCACCGUGGGAUUCGCAGCUGAGUCAAGGAGCACGAUCAUUCGUCGUUUUACAAGUUCUUACAGAUGGAGCAUAAUCACAAAAAUCUGGACUGCUAUUUCUUCUACUAUUCUACAUGCAAGAAGGGUGACUUCUGCCCAUAUAGACAUGAACCAUCUGCUCUGGGUUGUGAAACUAUUUGCACAUAUUGGCAGCAGGGAAAUUGCCUUAAUGAGCAUUGUAACUUCAGACAUAUGGAAUUGAAAAAAAAUCGCAAAUCAAUUCCUUGUUAUUGGGAAACACAACCUGGAGGAUGUAGGAAGCCGCAUUGUCCAUUUAUGCAUACGAGUCCACGCACUAUUAGUGGUGAACCCAUCAACCCUGUGAAGACCGCAGAAGUAGCAACUAAGUCUCCAAAUCAAGAAUGGCUCAAUCGUCAGGAUGAUACAAAGUACGACGGCAGCAGUACUACCGAGUCGGACCAAGGUAGAGGAAACAGCGAAGCUGGUAGCUUUAUCGGCAGUCCCGCCGUCGAUCCUCUCAUCGUCAAAUUCGAAGAAGAAUCAGAUAAUGAAAGCACACCGUCGCCGGUAAAGUCGCAGCCCAAGAAGGUACCGUACUGCAAGACCUACGAGCAGAUGAGAUUGGAGGAGAUUCAGGCGGAGAGUGCGGCUUAUUACUCGUACGACGACGAACCGUAUGGCGGCGGACUCCACCGGAAUCAAGCGGACAUCGGUAAGGCGAAGAACAGUCGGGGAAAUCGAUGGAUCUGCGUGAAUCCAGUCAAGGAGAAGCAAGAGGUGCCAACGACGAAGCUGGACUUCGAGGUGCUGAGUCUGGAGGAGAUCCGACGACGGAAGAAGGAGAAGGAAGUGGUCGUCAGAGCCGUGACGGGCACGUCGUCGGAGCCCUCGUCGCCGAUCGAGACGAAAGGCGUGAAGAGGCAUUCGACCGAGCACCGCGGCAAGGAGAGCGACAGCCCGCCGAAGAAGCGCAGGAUCAGCACCGAGUUUGUGAAGAAUAGCGAAUCCAUCGCCGCCGUCAAAGUACCGCCGGUGAAAUUACGCAGGUCUCUGAAAAACACCGCCGCGAGUGAAACCGAGACGCAGUCGUGCAAAGACGCGAGUAAGCGAGGGACAGCGGAGGUUCAGGACAUCGAGAUGUCCUGCUGCGAGAGGCUGCAGAGUGAUAUUAACGAUUCGGCUAGCGUGAGCAGGAGAGGCGAGGUGGAGGUCAGGCUGUGCGACAGCAGCACGAGGGAGGAGAGAACGCAAACGCAAUCGGAGCAAGCGAUGGAGGACAAGAAGUCCGUCGCCACGUACACAACCGAGGAUAUUAACGUGCUGUUCGAUGCUCAGCCGUACACCACCACGGCGGAAGAGUAUCUGAGGCUAGACGCAUCGUCCGACGAUAUUAUGAGGGAUAUUGAGGCCUUACUUAAGUAGAAAAGCAUAUGGUUUAAUUGAUUUUAUGCGAAUAAAUGUAACUAGUUUCAAA
Messenger RNA from Linepithema humile (Argentine ant), 1625 nucleotides. Lineage: Eukaryota; Metazoa; Arthropoda; Insecta; Hymenoptera; Formicidae. The record is from RefSeq and is a predicted model, not a curated record.